This is a messenger RNA of Nomia melanderi (Alkali bee), 1504 nucleotides long. Its product is annotated as mitochondrial inner membrane protein OXA1L-like. Gene Ontology annotation, molecular function: membrane insertase activity. Gene Ontology annotation, cellular component: mitochondrial inner membrane. Gene Ontology annotation, biological process: protein insertion into mitochondrial inner membrane from matrix. NCBI's taxonomy places the organism in Eukaryota, Metazoa, Arthropoda, Insecta, Hymenoptera, Halictidae. The record is from RefSeq and is a predicted model, not a curated record.
CUUUUUAUUCAUUCAUUAAUUGUAAUCGUGUGUACACGCCUAAACAUUGAAUAACAGCUUCUUCAGUGAACUGUUUUCUGAGCCGAUCCUUGCACAUGGUCAAUGCGUAAGCCAGAAAGUGCUUGGAGGGGGCACUGUUCUUCUUACUGCGAAACAUACAAUUGAACGUUAAGAAUAAAUGAUAUAAAUAAAAAGAUGUUGCUACGAUUAACCAGAUGUAUUAAUCGAAAAUUGUUGUUAACUUCGAACAUAAAUGCCCCGGUAUCUCAAAGGUUACAGAAAGUAAUUAGAUUCGUUGCAACUACUUCAGUCCAACCUCAAAAUGCAAUUAAUCCAAAACUAGAUGCACCUACAAUAAAUACUCCACAAGUGCCGGCUGAGCAACAGGUUCAGAAUGUAGUAGAAAGCACAACUAAUCCAAUUACUGAAAAAGUUUUGAUAAGUGAAAUACCAGAUAUUCCAAAAAUACCAAACGUAGUAGAAACUAUAACUCAAUUAUAUCCAAAUGGUGAACCAACGUUAGAGAGCUUGGGAUUGGGUGGAUAUUCUCCCUUUGGAAUUGUUCAAAAAGGUUUUGAAGCAUUGCAUGUUUAUUGUCAUAUGCCAUGGUGGGCAGCAAUUCUUGCAGGAACAAUGAUUGUUAGAAUAUUAAUAUUUCCAAUAGCACUUCGUAUACAAAAACAUGCUGUAAAUAUGCAGAAUAAUUUACCAAAACUACAAAAAUUACAGUUAAAUAUGUCAUUAGCAAGAAGGAGUGGAGAUGAUUACCAAGUUGCUAUAUGUGGCCAUGAGUUAUCUAAAUUUAUGAAAGAAAAACAAUUGAAUCCUUUUAAAAGUUUCGGUUUAUCUUUAUUACAACUUCCCAUUUUUCUCUCAAUUCUUAUUGGUUUGAGACGAAUGACAGAAGCUCCAGUUCAAAGCUUAAAAGAAGGCGGAUUAUGGUGGUUUGCAGAUUUAACUACCUGUGAUCCAUAUUACGUUUUACCUAUACUUACUUGUGCAACAAUGUAUAUAUCUAUAGAAUAUAAUCUUAUAUUAACUGCUAAUAUGAGCACUAUGGUAAAAUAUUUUCUGCGUGCUAUGCCAGUCGUUUUGUUUCCAUUUUUAAUGAAAUGGCCAGGGGCUAUUUUAUGUUAUUGGUUAUCAACAAACGUUUUCUCCUUACUACAAAGCAGACUACUAAAAGUAGGUCCAGUAAGAGAGUAUUUCAAGAUUCCAGCAAAUGUCAAACAUGACAUUGAAAAUCUUCCUAAAAAACCAAAAUCUUUCAAGGCAGGCGUAAAAGAAGCUUGGACUAAUGUCAAAAUAAGUAGCAAAAUGGAAGAUAAAAGACGUGCAGAUGCAGUACGGUUUAACGAUGCAGGGAAAGGUCCUUUGAAAAAGACAUUCAAAUAUGAUCCAACGAAAAAACGACCACCAACAGCAGCAGAAAUUUUAACAAAGAGUAAAUAACAAAUGUGUAAAUUUUACAAAUAUAGUAAUAUUAUUUAGUUUUUUAUAAACA